Molecule: messenger RNA, 1730 nt
Organism: Micropterus salmoides (largemouth bass)
Lineage: Eukaryota; Metazoa; Chordata; Actinopteri; Centrarchiformes; Centrarchidae
Gene: fntb
Product: farnesyltransferase, CAAX box, beta
Exons: 12
Coding region: 109-1413 (434 amino acids)
Biological process (GO): protein farnesylation
Cellular component (GO): protein farnesyltransferase complex
Molecular function (GO): protein farnesyltransferase activity
Source: RefSeq, a predicted model, not a curated record
UCCGCCCACUACAAUCUCGACAGGAAGUGAGCAGGAGUCCGCUGAAAGUGAGCGAACUAUCAAAACAAACUAAAAGCAUCCCUGCAGUUCACGGGUCAUAUUAUCAACAUGGACGGUGUGACGACGUCUUUGCGGUGCUUCAGUGAGCGCCAUCCCGCAGAAAUGUUCGUGGACGACGGGGUGGAGACUGUGACUUCAGUGGAGCAGAAAAAAGUGGAACGCUGCAUUGAAGAAGUCAUCAGUGUGUACAAGCAAACACACAGCGUACCACUGCCAACGUUGUUGCGGGAACAACACUACCAAUAUCUCAAGAAGGGUUUACGUCACUUAUCAGAUGCUUAUGAGUGUCUGGAUGCUAGCAGACCGUGGCUCUGUUUCUGGAUUCUUCACAGUCUGGAGUUACUAGAGGAGCCCAUUCCUGCUGCUGUCGCCACAGAUGUGUGUCAGUUUCUGGCUCGCUGUCAGAGCCCAACGGGGGGCUUUGCCGGGGGACCAGGACAACACGCCCACCUCGCACCUACCUAUGCUGCCGUCAAUGCCCUCUGUAUCAUCGGCACAGAAGAGGCCUAUAAUGUUAUAGACAGGGAGAAGCUCUUAGAUUUCCUAUGGUCAGUGAAGCAGCCAGAUGGCUCGUUUGUGAUGCACGUUGGAGGGGAAGUUGAUGUCAGGAGUGCAUAUUGUGCAGCUUCUGUAGCAUCGCUCACAAACAUCCUCACAGCUAAACUGUUCGAGGACACGACCAACUGGAUCCUCAGCUGUCAGAACUGGGAGGGCGGUCUAAGUGGAGUGCCCGGUUUGGAGGCCCACGGUGGCUACACUUUCUGUGGCACAGCUGCUCUCGUCAUCCUGGGCAAAGAACACAUGCUGGAUCUCAAAGCCUUGCUGCGGUGGGUGGUCAGCAGACAGAUGCGAUUCGAAGGAGGCUUCCAGGGCCGCUGUAACAAACUGGUGGACGGCUGCUACUCUUUCUGGCAGGCUGGACUCCUGCCUCUCCUCCACAGAGCCUUAUUCAAAGAAGGAGAGUCAGAGCUAAGUCGGCAGCGGUGGAUGUUCGAGCAGCAGGCCUUGCAGGAGUACAUCCUCUUCUGCUGUCAGAACCCAACAGGGGGCCUCCUGGAUAAGCCUGGCAAAUCCAGAGAUUUCUACCACACAUGUUACUGUCUGAGCGGCCUCUCCAUAGCACAGCACUUUGGAAACAUGGACCUCCAUCAUGAGAUGAUCCUCGGCAGGGAGGAGAACAGAUUGGCUCCAACUCAUCCAGUUUACAAUAUUUGUCCAGAGAAGGUGGCUCAGGCCCUGCAGCACUUCCACCGGCUGCCUGUCCCUGAGUACAACAAGCAGCCGGGAGACUCUGCCGGCGACGGACUGACAGACCCCGCCGCUGCUUCCGGAUCAGCCGACCAGCAGUCCUAGUUAGUCCUCAGUGGAGACGUCCUCACUGUGUGUGAGAACCAGCCAACUCUGGGGAAUGGACUCGAACCAAGGAACAGCAGUCGGGUCUGAUUUAGAUGAGCUCAAGAGCCGGGCUCGUCUACAUAACGUCCUCACGUGAAGGCUGGAGUUUAGCAGGAGGUCGCCUGAAUACAGGCCAACAGUUGUGUGUGGGCAGCUUUGCAUUCAGCUGACUUUUUUGCUUGCAAUGCCUAUUGUUUUCAUCCUCUGAAAUAAAAGUGGAACUUUAUAAGGUUUCAGUAUGACCCAAGUUAAUAAAACUUUAUACAGCACUUUUA